Messenger RNA from Eublepharis macularius, 10420 nucleotides. It is a transcript of the gene PCGF5, whose product is annotated as polycomb group ring finger 5. Gene Ontology annotation, cellular component: PRC1 complex. Lineage: Eukaryota; Metazoa; Chordata; Lepidosauria; Squamata; Eublepharidae. The transcript is spliced from 10 exons. Gene Ontology annotation, biological process: regulation of transcription by RNA polymerase II. Bases 304 to 1074 code for a protein of 256 amino acids. The record is from RefSeq and is a predicted model, not a curated record.
ACAGCAGCUUAACGCGCACCUCGCUCCUUGCAACAUAGCCUAACUCCCGCGCUGCCGCCCCGGGGCGCUUCCUCCGGGCUGUUUGGGGGAAGUUUCCGGGCUGAAAGAUGCCUAACUGUAAAAAGAAGCAGAGGUUGGGAGUCAUUAUCCUUUGAGAAGCUGUGGAUCCUAAUCCUCCAAUGCCUGGAGAAGUCCAGCUGCAUAGAGUGGCUCACCUGCUCCUGUGAUCUUCUCACUUUCACCUUGCACACAUUUCACAACUUGGGUCCAAAACAUUUUCCUCUACUGCAGCUUGUGCCACGAAUGGCUACCCAGAGGAAGCAUUUUGUGAAAGAUUUCAACCCCUAUAUCACCUGUUGUCUCUGCAAAGGAUAUCUUAUCAAGCCAACUACAGUAACUGAGUGCCUCCAUACUUUUUGUAAGAGUUGUAUUGUGCAGCACUUUGAAGACAGCAAUGACUGUCCCAGAUGCGGCAAUCAAGUGCAUGAGACCAAUCCUUUAGAAAUGUUGCGGCUGGACAAUACAUUAGAAGAAAUUAUAUUUAAGUUGGUGCCAGGACUUCGAGAACAAGAACUGCAACAUGAAGCUGAAUUCUGGAGGAAAAACAAACCUCAAGAAAAUGGAGAAGAAGGGAAUCCAAAAUCUGAAAAUCUCAAAGAUGAUGAAGAUGGAGAUGAAGAUCAAGAAGAUAAAGACUAUCACAGGAGUGACCCUCAGAUUGCUAUCUGUUUGGAUUGCUUACGUAAUAAUGGACAAUCUGGAGAUAAUGUAGUAAAAGGAUUGAUGAAGAAAUUCAUCCGAUGUUCUACACGAGUGACUGUAGGAACGAUCAAGAAGUUUCUAAGCUUAAAAUUAAAGCUUCCAAGUUCUUAUGAGUUGGAUGUACUAUGCAACGGAGAAAUCAUGGGUAAAGAUCACACUAUGGAAUUCAUCUACAUGACAAGAUGGAGACUACGAGGCGAAAAUUUUCGGUGUCAGAACUGCUCAUCUUCGCAAGUCUGCUCACAGGAUGGCUCUCUUUAUCAGUCUUACCCCAUGGUACUGCAGUAUCGACCCAGAAUUGACUUCGGUUAGACCAAAGGGCCAGAUCCCACUGAGAUUAAUCCUGCACUAUGUUUACCCAUCGACAGAUUGCACAAUGAAUGGAUGUGCCUGGACUGGGGGGACACAACCAGAAUUUCAGCAUGCAAAUAUGGACUUCUUAUUCAGUUGAUCACCUGUAUCUUUCUCUUCCCCCUCCCCACCCAAAUUAGAGUAAGCCAAGUGCCAUUCUGCUACUGACGCAUCCAUAAGAUAUUUGUGGUAUGUAAGUCUGCAAGUCAUAGGCAAAUUGUUCAAUGUAUAGUCAAGAGCCAGAAUCUUUGGAAUAGUUUGCUCUGCCUGUUAGAAAUUUUCCCUGGCCCCUAGAUUACAUUAACAGAGGCCAUGCGUCUUUCACAUGUGAUGUUGCAGUUUUUUCACAUUUACUAUUUUAUGGAAUAAUGUUGCUUAAAAGAAGUACUGUAUGAAAGGGUAAAGACUAUACCUUUGGAAAUAUUUUGUAUAUAAUAUAUGUUUAGAGAUGUGGUUAUUGUUCUUCUACCUUUCUUUCUUGUUCAGUUUCUCAUAGGUCAGGGCAUAACUCUCUCUUUAGUAUGCAGAGGUCUUUUUGAAACAUCUAAAAAUUGGAUUUUGUUCAGAGAAGUGAAACAAUAAUUAUUGAACUGAAAUUGUGUAUACAGGCACUCAUACAAUGUCUCAUAGCCUCCUUUAACUAGUGUAUAUGACUUACCUGGAUUUUGAAUCUGAGGAGUAGCAAAUCAGCACACACGCAGCAGGUAAGGUUAUUUGUUUUGGGUUUUUUUAAUCUAUUGUAUAACAAUUUUUAAAGUACAUGCCUUAAGGGGAAACAGGAACUGUCAUGUAAACUGACUCAAAAAAGUAUGUGUUGGGUGUGUGAAACUGUUGCCCUUGCAAGCUUUCCUCUGAAAUGUCAAUUUUUCUCUAACUUUAGUAAUAAUCCAACAAAAGGGUAGUGUGCUUACAUGUAUUGAGGCCACUGUGCUUCAAUAAUCUUGUGUCAGUAAAAGACAUCAACAUAUGCAGAUAACCACAUUUUGUGAUUAUCUGGAAUAUGGAAGCUGUUGAACAGUUGGUUGUCACAUCUGAAACUGAAGUAGAUUUAAUAUGGCAGAAAAGGUGUCUGACCCAAGUUAUUGGCUACUUAAGAAAGUGGCGGAUAAUAUUAAAAUGAUGAUAAUUGCCUUAAGUAUCACACAUGCAUUUCUUUUGUUGUUCUUAAAUGUUGUGUUGUGGGUUUGGAUAUCAUCACAGAGAUCCGAAUAUAUUGUAUAUUGUUUCCUGUCUUCCAUUACCUUUGCAGUGAAAAGCCAAAUAAUAGUACAGUUUAAUAAUUUGUACAACUUUUAAUAAACGCAGUUACUUGCAGGAGAAAUUACAGGAGUAAAUUGCAGGAGUAAUAAUGGAAUGAUUCACUCUAGUAAGAUAGAAUGAUACUGAAAAUCCAGCUUUUUAAAUGCAGAAAGAGUUAGACUAUGAAAAGUUUUAGGCUAUUACUUCUAUAGGAGCAUUGCAUACUGCCCAAGACCAAAUCCAGAUUUGUUUCGUAGAACCCACAUAAAAGAGACAUGGGCUUCAUUACAAGGGAUCCACUGCCAAGCAGAGAACAGCAUCCUCUCUCCAUCCCGCCACUGUGCUUGUGCCAUCCCAUGUGAUCAGUGCUGCCCCACAUGACAGGGGAUGUCUGUAUUGAAGCCAGUGCCUGCUUCCCCCACCUGUAGUUACUGGUGUUGUCAGAGCUGAUAGUACUGAUUGCAUGUUCGAUCUUGUUGGCACAUUGCAGAAUUAUCACUCCUAUAUCCCAACAUCCUUUAUAUAAUCAUUUAGAUCUAAAUAGCUGCUUGGGUUCAUGAGUGGACUUUUCCCUACUCAGUGACUGUUUUAGCUUUUUCUGUUUGAACUGCUGAGUUCCCUUGCUCCUAUGCCAUAUCAAAAAUUGUUUGAAAUUUGCUUCAUUUUAAAAUUAUUUUGUUAUACUGCACAUGGGGCUGUUCAAGAAGAAAAAAGUACCUUUGGCCUCAUAGAAUUAGUUUUGUGAUUCCUGGAUAGGUGCAUCUGGCAGUAGACCUAAUUGCAUUACUGAAACCUCCUUCUAUAUGCGUAUUAGCUUAUCUUGAUCUGGGCCAUAAUCUUUUUAGUGCUGUGUUUCAAAAGGUGACUUCAGACAUUAACUGGAGGGCAUAAAAUGGGUUUAAUAGUGUUUUGUAUCUCUUUCUAUGGUUCUACCUCUCAACAAGUAUCUGUCAUAUUUCCUUGUGCUGGGGUAGAGAUACCUGAACUCAGUGCAUAUCUAUAAUUUGUGCAUCUUACCAUGGGAAAAGAUAUGUAAGUCAUCUAUUUAGAAGUUAUCAGAAACAUGGAAAGGGAUGCAAAAGCCACUUUUUUCAGUAUUUCAGAUAGUUUACAAAGUUGCAAAUCAGUAAUACACAAUAAAUUUAUUGGCAUUACCAGGGUACAUCACUACCAGUUUACCCCUAGAAGCAACAUCAGUCUUCUCUAGGAAUUGUUGGAAACUUUAUUGUAAAACCAUAGAGUUUCUGCCAAUUCCUAAAGAGGUAUGGUAUCACUUCUGAGGAAACUGUAAGUGAUGUCAAACUGUCACUGCCUCCCUAAUCUCCCACUGGUUACUAGUCUCCUUUUGGCUGUGCCUGGCAACCCCAGACAUUACUAAAGUCUUGGCCGUUGAUUUUAGUAAAAAUAGUGCCAGACCAGGAAGUCUGUGUUGUAUUCUACCAGUUUAUUAGUAUUGAUACUAAUGCUGGUUUGUUGCAGCAAAUAUUUAUCUUCUCAUACCAGUGCUCUUCCAUUUUGAGAAUUGUUGAAAUUUGUACAGGCAUAAAAACAUUCUGAAUUUUGUUCAUAUGAAGUAUAUGCCACUUCCCCUUUUAUAUCUAAAUUAUAUUCAGGUUUCCUUUGUUGGCUCAUGAUGUGCUGUUUCAAAAAUUCAUUCCAAUUGACUUAAAAUGUAUUCUCAAACUUAUAUAUUUAUUUUGAUGGUAUGAUUGCUUUUGAGGAUUUGGACAAGGUAUUUUUAAGUGUAGUAAUAAUAAGGCUUGUUUUUUCUCAUUUUGCUUUUUCACAUGAAUACAAACAUUUGCUUCUGUAUACAAAGACUUUCUGCAGAAGUUCAGUAAGCAAACACAUUCUUCAGGCUGAAAACUUAUGCCAAUUUAAUGUUUUUUUAUUUUAUUUUUGGACCCUAAAUUUAUGACAGCAAAUAUCUUUCCACAUGAAUCAUGGAAAUUCAAGGCAACCACGUCACAUGAAACUCAGCCUUAAAAUGUUCCUUGUGCAUGUAAUCUGGUGACCUGUACCUUGGCAUAACUGAUGCACGUGCAUAGCACCUCUAUCCAGUUGACUGGAUAAUUGUCCAAAGGCUGACCAACUCAGAUGUCUUCUACAGAACUUCUUUGUACCUGAAUGGAACAUAUAUACAUUUGACCACUCCUAAAAAUGCUAAUGAACCUAGAAUAAAUUCAGGAUUGACUAGGGAUUAGUAGAACACACAGAGAGAGAUUUUUUGUGCCAAAGAAAGAUUAAACAACUAAAGACAUGAAUAUCCCACCAAAGCUGUUAACUGUAUAUGUAGAUUUUUAUAGUGAGCAAUAAAAAAACUCAACUGGGGACAAAGAUAUCAAGUCUGCGAACAGUACUACUGUCUGCUGUGGCUCACUUCCUUUGAGGCCCUGUGCAUGCUAGAUUUCCCUUUCCUUUCUUUGAAUGAAAAGUUACUCCAUGCAUCUUUCCCAUACAGUAUCUCAUCUCAACUUAGGCAUUGAAAGGACUGUAGGUCCAGUCCAGAGAACUACAAGGUUGCUGUGUAUGCAACUAAAUACUGCCUAGGGCACAAGUUUAGGGCACACAGAGACCCACAAAUAUAGAAUAAGGUAUUGGGUUACAUACGUAAACUUUGCUUCCUGGAUUGAGGCAAUGACCUUUUACAAUGUUAAAUGCCAGAAUGUUAAAUUUAUCCCUACUAUACAAGCACACAGGUGGUGCCAGGUUUUGCUCCCACUAGGGUUGACAGAUCUAGGUUGAGAAAUUCCUGGAGAUUUUGGGGGAUACAGCCCAGGGAAGCAGGAUUUGGGGAGAUGAGAGACCUUAGCAGGGAAUAAUGCCAUAGACUGCACCCUCUGAAGUAGCCAUUUCCUCUAGGGGAACAGAUCUCUGUAUUCUAGAGAUCAGCUGUAAUUCUGGGAGAUCACCAGCCACUACAGCCCAGGGAAGCAGGAUUUGGGGAGAUGAAAGACCUUAGCAGGGUUGCCAACCCAAAUGGGUUGGCAACCCAAAUUCCCACUAAUGGAAUCUGGACGGACUAGUAGUAUACAUUCAGCAUAGGUCCUGUGCCAAAUGAUUUGCUUACUUUUUGUAUGGUGUCCAAUCUCAAAUGCCUAUAUAGUACAAUUCUGUUAUAUGACCAAAAAUUUGAUAAUACUGAAACAUUCAACUGUACAAACCCAUUUAUUCAAAUUAUUUAUACAGAAAAUAUCCCAAAAACUUGCUCAGAAACGGUUAUCUUUUGGAACUGACAUUUGUGCUGGCUAAGGACACAACAACAACAAAACACUGUAAGUCCCAUGCCUAUUGUGAUUGUUGCCAAAGAAAAGUAUUGGACUGAAUUUGCAGGGUGACAUUGGCCGUUUCUCCCACCUCUUGAAAAUAGCAUCCUGUGGCAUCCCAAAAACGGAAUCAUCGCUGCCUGCGUCCGGGUGACAUCAGAAAUUGUGUGAAGAAGCUGCCAGUGUUCUGUGAGUGAGGUGCUGUUUUUAAGACAUGGGGAAACGGCCAUUAUCUUCCACUGUAUUUUUUCUAGCAGCAUCUUUAUGUAUGUUCUAGGAGUACGGAGUAUGUGACAAGAAAAAAAUAAAUCCAAGACAGAUGAAGAGCAUAAACUGUAUAUUUCUUCUAGGAAUGGGUGACAGACAAGACAAGUGGGGGACCUCAUGUCUCCUCCUGCACCAUGUCUUCUUGCCCUUCCCUGCCCCUCAUAGCCUCUCCCAUUUCUCCUUCCCAUCCACCUUUCCUUUUCCCGCUCCACCCCAGACAUCCUCUCCCCUAUAGCCCAGUUGCAUGGUGGGGGACCUGCAAGGACUUGUGUGGGGUACUUCACUUUUCCCUAUAUCCUCUUCCCCACAUUUUUUCCUCUUUCCCUCUUCCUGGCAGCCUCCAUAUGCUCACCUUUACCUAUGUCCUUCUCUCCUUCAAACCCACUAAACAACUUACCCUUUAUCUUUCCCUCAUCUUCAUCCAUAUUUACUAAUUUACUUCAUUUAUAUACUGCAUUUCUCCACAAUUGGAACAAAGGCCAAAACAGUCCUGGAAAGGGCCCCUCCCCCUGCCUUUUACUGGCAGAAACAAAGCCUGGAACACUGGCCUGUUACUUGGUUUCCUAGCAACAACCACUGAGGGCAUCUGGUUAAAGCUACCUGUGCUUCUUUUACACUUUUGGUUUUUUUUAACCCCUCCCCCCAGCAAUGUGUGUGUUUUUAGAUUUCAUAUUUUUCUGCAAACGAGACAUUUUUCAGUUGCAUAAAGAAGAUCUGUCUUGUCUGUUCAUGGCCCCAAUGUCCAGAUUUAAGUAUCCACAGAUCAGGGCCACUUUGCUAUUAGUAUAUAAGAUUAGUCAUUUGAGGAUUAGGGGCCCUGAACAGGAAAUAUUGUUUUGGUUGCCCAACAGUACUUUUUCAUUAGAUGAAGUUGCUUGCUAGAAAAGUGAGAUUUGUAGCGGAGGGGUUUUUAGGAAUGGAAUUCCUCUCCUGGAACUGUAUGCUUUGUCACAGUUGAUUAUUUCUGUGAAUACUAGAUUGUGCCUGGAUGAUUUUGUGCUGCUUUACAAUUGGUCCCGCAACCAUUUUAUGAUUUUAAAAAAAAAAAGUAUUUACGUGGUUUAAAAUCAAAAGUCAUAUCGGUUGCCUUCCAAUCAGAAAGCACCAUAAUAAUGAGGGUCUCAGUGAUGGCAACUUACAAAAAAAUACAAAGGCUUUUGUUUUCAAUGCUUGGUUAUACCUGGCCUAUGAACCAAAAAUUAAGUGCACAUUUCAUGUUGCAAAAGCACAACAAACUGAACAAACAAAAUUCCAGGCUUUUAAAGAUAGCAACAGGGUUUAUUACAUUACCUUUUGAAGUCUGAAAGUACAAAUCUGGAGAUUCAAAGCAAGGUGGUCUCAUCCAUUUACAAAAUUUAUGGUUUGGGAGGGCAAAAUGCAUUGCUUUCAAUAAUGCCUGCCUAAUAAGUAGCACUGUAUGAUAUAAUGCAUAUACAAUGCAGUACAUUUGAUUAUUCGUUUCCAGAGCUCAUUAUAACAUUAAAAGAUGUUAGAAAAUGCCAGAAUUUAAUAUCUGCCUCUUAGAUUAGUGGUAAGUUGUUUUCUAGGUUUCAAACAAAACAUAAAAUGCCCCUAUUACACAGUCAGCCACUACAAAAAGGUACUAUGCUGCAUUUUUAUAGUAGAGAAUAUACACAUAUCCCAGAGUAAAUGCCGGAGGAGAGUGGCAAGGGUUGUAUUCCUAUGCAUACUUGGUUGGGAGUAAGUUCCAUGGGAAUUAUUUCUGAGAAAAUGUGCAUAGGUUUGGGCUGUAAGUGUCCUUACAUAAGCUGUGAUCCAAGUGAUGAAAAGAGGGAGCUGGUUGACAUUAGCAGUAAUGCUUCUGUACUUCCUUGUAUCAUUUGUUGGUUAUGAGUGUGUUACCAUAGCCGUUCUUGCAAUAUGUUGAGAUCUUAAUACACAAUACUUAGUUGCUAAUUUUCUUUUUAAUGUAUGAAAUGUUUUGAGCUUUUCUUGUCAAAAGUGGGAACAUCUUAUAACAAACCUUUUUGUGGUUGUAAAAUUCAGCUUAUGAAUCAUUCAGAUUGAAGUGAAAAAAUAAAUUUUGUGAGGUCAUUGGUUUAAUGACUUAGUCUGUCCUACUUAUUAAGAAUAUCUGUAUUUUUGUAAAGGAAAUGCACUUGUAAAUAUUGAGUCUGUUCUUGUUACCUGAGUGUUUUUUUAAAAACAAAAAUGCUGCUGCUUAAGAGGAUCACCUACUUUUUUUAAAAAAAGUUUUGUGCUCAGAUGGCUUUGUUUGGAUGGUGGCAUGUUUCUUCUGUAAAUAGCUGAAUGGUUACACAACUGGGCUAAAUGCGUUUUAUAUCUAGACUCAGCCAAGUAUGUUUUGAGUAGGCCUCCGAUUCUCUCAUUAAAUUUUCCCGAAGGCACACGAUAUAAUGGUGCUGUUUUUUCAUCUUUGAUAUUAGCUUCUUCCUGAUCGGCAGCUUUUCUCAUUUAUUGUUGCUGUUGCGUUAUACCAAAUUCUGAUUUCAUUGUGAAGGUCACAUUCCAGCCUGAUUUGUCAGUGAAUACGUAGUUUCCAUUUGCAACUAAAAGCAAGGUUGUUAAAUGACAUUAAUGUUAUAAAUAAAUUUUAAAAAAUUGUAACACUGGCCCAUUGCGUGGGGCUGCGAGAGAGCCAGGGUAGAAAGAGGCAAGGCAGAAUCUAGUGGCUCAGCAGUGGAAUUUGGAGGAUUUGGGCAGGAAAACAACUAGGAUGAACUUGGAGGAGCGAGAGCAGAGCCGAAUGUGGAGAAGUAUGAAUGCAGUUUAUUGGACUUGUUAGUGUCUGCCUAAUAAGGUAACAAGAUAUUCAACACAAGAGUUCUGUACUAAGGAGCUGACAGAUAGGGCUACCAGCUUUGGUUUGGGAAAUCCCUGGAGAUUUGGUGGCGGUGGAAUUUGGGUAGGAAGGGAGCUCAGCAGAGAUGUGAUGUUAUUCUAGGAUGUCUGUGGUAUACUGUAUAGUAUACCAUAGAGUCAGUCCUCCAAAGCUGCUGUUCCCUCCAGGAACUGACCUCUAUAGUCUGAAGAUUGGGUGUAAUUCUAAGACCCCCACCUGGGAGGUUGUGAGCCCUGCUGACAGAAGACACUUUUAGUGGUAGCAUUAGUAAGAUACUGGCUGCUUGGCAACAAUGAUUAUAAAACAUGGUUUAUUCUUAUAUCCAGUUAAUAGUGGAUAUAAGUGAAGUGAAAAGAAAAACGAUAGAAAAUUCAAAUAUAUAUUUUUCCCAGAGCAAGGUAGGGUGAUAUACCUGGUACAGCAUUUUUGAAAAGCUGUUCCCUAGGAAACUGCUGUUGGAGCACAUAAGGUUGCAACUGCAAUUCAUGAAUGACUAAUACAAAGCAGUGUUUUCAGCAGAGCUCUUUAAAGACUUUGGAGGUGGGGGGAAAACAGCUUCUAAUAUUAGAACUGGUCACAAGAAUUUGUGCAGGGGCUAAACCCUAGUUCAUUCUCACCUUUCUUUUUAAGACAGCCGUUAGCAACUAAAUAUCAGCAUAAAUGCAGUAGAGCCAAAUUUAAUGGUCACAUCUUGAUAUCAUUCCUGGCCUCCAUAUCUUUAUAUGGAUAUGCAUCUUCCUUUCAGUAGACCCACAUGACUGACCAGGUUCCCGUCUUCUCUGUCUCCUUAAUGUUUUUGUCAGGUGUCCAACAGUGAUGGAUAGUCUUUGUGUGUACAUUUUUUCCAUUAGCAGUGAAUUAUACCAAAGCUGUUUAAAGUCAGUUACUGCCGUUUGAGCUCAAGUAGAUUUCUCUGAGCCGCGUUUUAGCCCACAGUCACACGUUUGCCCUGGAAACAGUGGAAAGCUGUUAUUAUAGUAGCUGGACUUAUAUAAAACCUAAGGUGAAGUAUAGAUCAUCAGUUUAUUUUGGGGCUAGGGUAUGCCUUUUAAACUUUAAUUUAGAUCAAAAGGCAAUGUCUACCAGUUAGAUUCAUAGUACCAUGUAAAAAUGGUAGAAAUAGUUCAGUGAAGUACAAUAAACAUUUUUGAAAGUGAGGCUGCAAAAUGCACUAAACCACAGAAAUAUAUACUAGUUUACCCACUCACACUUAACCUGUGUUAGUAAUUUGUAGCACAUGGAUGGCAUAAAAAGGGGAGAAAGAACAAAAUGUCCCUCAGUUUGUUCUUUCAUGGCUGUCUAGUAGAGAUUCAUACUUCUCACAGGCAAUCGAUUGGCCAUUUUCCAGCCAGUUAAAUACGUUGCUUCUAAUUUAUUUUAAAUACAUACUGUGAGUGUGCUUUGAACUGUGUUCAAUGCUAAUAUCAAGGAUGUCCAGAGGCACCAUUGUAAGUUGCUAAGGGAAACCACACCCAUAUAUGGUCCAUAUGCUGCAAUAUGCUUCUAACCCAGUUGGAUUAAAACCCAAGAAAAUCAAGAUGGACAAGUUGUAUAAUUAAUCUGCUUGUUAGCACUGAACUGCUCUUUCCUGAAAGCAAUAAAUAUAUUCAUGUUGUAACAUCAGUUGUGCAGCACACAAUACAGGGCAUUUUGUUGCAGUUUUGUUUUCUAUAUAAUUUAUUUUGUGCUAUAAAAAAUUCUUUGGUCUAUG